UAAACGGACAAUCUAAUCAGUAAAGCUUUUGGCGCAGAGAAAGCAACAAGUGCUACUUAAAACAAGAAGAUGGCAACAUCCAUUGGAAACAGCUCGACUUUUGACCUAAGUCCGAAGGCUCUGAUCGGCGUGGGCGUUGGCCUGGUGGCUGCGGGCGGUGCCAGUUACCUGCUGUACCGCCACCUGACACGCGAUGUAAUGCCCCAGAAGUGGCGCCGAGUCGGCACCAUCCAGAGGAUUCACUUCUUUCCAGUCAAGUCGUGUGCUCCCAUGGAGAUUUCCAAGCCCAGUGUGGAGUUCGACUGCGAUGUGCUGAGUAUGUCCUUCGAGGGCAUUCGGGAUCGCACCUUGAUGGUGGUCAACGACAAGAACGAAAUGAUCACAGCACGCGUCUAUCCGCACAUGACGCAGAUCCGUUCAAAGAAGGUAUCGGCCAGCAAGCUUUUGUUCAGUUACGAGGGCCUUCCCGACUUGGAGCUGGACUUUGAGCAGCUUGAGAGUUCCGGCAAGGAUGUGAACACCUCCGUUUGGGGCGUGCCUGUGGAUGUGAUGCCCUGUGGUGAUCGCAUCAACACGUGGUUCUCGCAGGCCAUCCUGAAAAAGGACAGUGGCCUAAAGUUAGUUCACUAUCCCUACCCGAAGCCAGUGAGAAGUACCAAUCCUCGGCUGAAGCACAUGCCCUUCCUGAGGCAAGAGGAUUCGGGCACAUUCAAUGAUGCCACCAGUUUCAUGCUGAUGAACCUCUCAUCGGUGGCCGAUCUGAACACUCGUCUCAAGAAUCCCGUGGAUGCUCUGCAAUUCCGUGGCAAUUUCGAACUUAAAAUGGAUGUGGACGAACCCUAUGCAGAGGACAAUUGGCAGUGGCUCCGCAUCGGUGACGACGCAGUUUUUCGAUCGGUGGCUCCUUGCACUCGCUGCAUAUUGCCGAACAUAAAUCCUAAGACCGCGGAGAGGGACAUCGAUGGUGAGCCGCUAAAGACGCUGCGCAGCUAUCGCUUAUUCAACUUUAGCUCACCGGCUCUGGGCGUUCACUUGGGGCUACGACUGCCCGGCAAGGUCAAGGCUAACGAUGUGGUCUACGUUGAGGACAAGUGAAGGCGGAUUAUAAUUUAAACCUGUAUACAUUCACUUUUAUUACAUAGAACAUAGAUAAUGAGA
Messenger RNA from Drosophila serrata, 1158 nucleotides. It is a transcript of the gene Marc, whose product is annotated as Mitochondrial amidoxime reducing component. Gene Ontology annotation, molecular function: pyridoxal phosphate binding; molybdenum ion binding; catalytic activity. The record is from RefSeq and is a predicted model, not a curated record. Lineage: Eukaryota; Metazoa; Arthropoda; Insecta; Diptera; Drosophilidae.